Molecule: messenger RNA, 9052 nt
Organism: Mercenaria mercenaria
Lineage: Eukaryota; Metazoa; Mollusca; Bivalvia; Venerida; Veneridae
Product: ras-related protein Rab6
Exons: 8
Coding region: 126-752 (208 amino acids)
Molecular function (GO): GTP binding; GTPase activity
Source: RefSeq, a predicted model, not a curated record
GUUCUAAUAAACGUGGCUCAACUUCCGGCAAAUUUUGACAGAAAAAUUCUAUGAUAAUUUAUUUUAAUUUUCGGGUUCACGCAACUAGUUAAAAUAAAAUAUUCUGCGUAUUCCAUUCUAUCAUUAUGGGUUCAAGUGGUGAAUUCGGCAACCCGUUAAGAAAGUUCAAGCUCGUAUUUUUAGGCGAGCAGAGCGUUGGUAAAACUUCUCUGAUUACAAGAUUCAUGUAUGACAGCUUUGAUAAUACAUACCAGGCAACCAUUGGCAUAGAUUUUCUGUCAAAGACUAUGUACCUUGAGGAUAGAACAAUUCGAUUACAAUUGUGGGAUACAGCAGGACAGGAAAGAUUUAGAAGUUUAAUACCAAGUUACAUUCGUGAUUCAUCUGUAGCAGUAGUAGUAUAUGAUAUAACAAAUGCAAAUAGUUUUCAACAAACAUCAAAAUGGAUAGAUGAUGUGAGAACAGAACGAGGUAGUGAUGUUAUAAUAAUGUUAGUUGGAAAUAAAACAGAUCUUUCAGAUAAAAGACAAGUUACUUCAGAGGAUGGUGAAAGAAAAGCAAAAGAAUUAAAUGUGAUGUUUAUAGAAACCAGCGCAAAAGCAGGAUAUAAUGUAAAACAAUUAUUCCGUCGUGUAGCGGCUGCAUUACCUGGCAUGGAACAAACAGAACCAAGAAAAGAUCAGAUGACGGAGGUUGUAUUAAAAGACACACCCCAGGAGCCACCACAACAAGAAGGCGGCUGUCCCUGCUGAUACCUGUCCACCCGUCCGUCUGUCUGCCUGUCUGCAUGCCUUUUAUCUGACUGAAUGGACAUUUUGUGUGUAUAUUGAAGUGCACAAAAACAACAACAAUGUGAUCUUAUUGUGAAAAUGCUUCCCGCCAAAUAAAAGGAGUCAGCAUAUAGAUAUCAUUUGACAAUUUUAAGUUUACAAAUGUGUUCAUUAUGUGAGCCGUGCCAUGGGAAAACCAACAUAGUGGGUAUGCGACCAGCAUGGAUCCAGACCAGCCUGCGCAUCCGCGCAGUCUGGUCAGGCUCCAUGCUGUUCGCUAACAGUUUCUCCAAUUCCAAUAGGCUUUAAAAGCGAACAGCAUGGAGCCUGACCAGACUGCGCGGAUGCACAGGCUGGUCUGGAUCCAUGCUGGUCGCAUACCCACUAUGUUGGUUUUCCCAUGGCACGGCUCAUGUGCAUUUCUGUACUCUGUGCCUUUACUGUGUACUUUGAAUUUUGGUGGGUAGUAUACACAAUGCUUUGUAUGUAGUCAAACCUUUGCCCUGUCUUUGUGUUUUACAGUGUCCGCAGGUGAAAGAAGAUAACAUAUUUUAUAUGUUUUGUACAAUAUAUUUUAUCAUGUUUAUCAUACAAUUUUAGAGAGAAAAAAAUGGAUGUAUUUGCGUAAUUACUGCAUAUAAUUAGCUUGCACUGGUAUUGAAAUUUUUAGAAUAUGGGAUAUAAAUUGAUUUAGAAGAAUUAAUUUAGCACAUUCACUCCGCUCAAUAGGGUUAUUGCAGAUCUAUGGGUAACUGGGUCAUGAGUUUACUCUCCGGCAAGGUGUAUGUACUCCAUGACUAUUGGAUAAAAGACUUUGUGUCCAAAGUCAUGUCAUCCUCCACCUCUAAUUCCUGUGGGGAAGUUGACAGUUACUUGCGGAGAACAGGUAAGUUCUAGUACAUGAUCCAGAAACUGGUUAGGUUUACUGACUGCUGUUGCAGAACUGAACUACUUUUGGAAAAUGGCACUUAGCCCAAAACACACACAAAACAAUUUUCUUACAGUGUUUUUAUUUAUUUAUUUUUUUUAUUAGGAAGGUUUGACUAUUUAUGAAGAAUGUGCAUGUUAUGGCAGAGUGUCUCACCCCAGAUUUACUGCAGCACUGCACAUCUCUUAUUUGUAUCUCUGGUGUGACAUGCUCGGUUGUAAAAGUCUGAUGUGGUUGUUACUUUUAACACUAGAAAUGAUCUGUUUUGUUACAAGCAUUUUUAUAUAAAGUAUAUACUCGUCUAUAAGACGAUUCUCCUAUAAGACAGGGUUGUUUUAGUCAAUGACAUUUAUUCUUUUGUCAGAAGAGGCAUCUCAUCAUGCACAUUAGGUCUUGAUUUUUAAGGAGAAAAUCCUGGUCUUAUAGGCGGGUAAAUAUGGUAAUUCUUUGUUGAUAUUUGUUAACAAUUUUAAGCUCCUUAUUACCCUACUCCGGGUGGGGUAUUAUGUUUAAAUACUACUUUCAAACAUUUAGUUUAACAUAACAUGUUUUAUAGGGAAAAGAAUAGAUUGGAAAAGAGUAUUUUUUAUGUUUUUAUACUUACAAUUAAGAAAGGUGGUUAAAAUCAGGUGGCUUGCUGUUAAUUAGUGCGAGUUUGACUAGUACUUGUGGUAAUUAGUUUUUCUCAUGUAAGCAGUCAAUCCAGCUCACUUGGGAAAGGUCAAAGGUGCCCUCAUUUGUCUGAAGAAAUGCCUGAAGGUAAAAGACAUCAUGUCUGAAGUCAUUCAUUCUCUGCCUCUGAUUCAUGUGGGGAAGUUGAUAGUAACUUUCGGAAAUCACUUUGAGGUUGAGAUAUAUGUUCAAUUUUCCCAAGAAACAAAAAAAAAAAAAUUUGUUUUAUAUUAUGCUUAGUUGCAUUAAAUUACACAUGUUGCAAUAAAUUGUAAUCUCAGUGCAGGAAACAGAUGCACAAAAAUGAAAAUAAUGUCAGAUGUGUGUACAAAGAUACACACAUUUAGUUCCAUUUCACUUUAUUGUUUGCAGUAUAAAGUUAAGAAGGUAAUGUUUGUUUGAAUGGAGAAAUGUGCUAUAAAGAACAAAACAUGACUACAGAUGUCAUCCUAUUUUAUGCGGAAAACUAGAAAUUAAUACAAAGUGCACAAAUGUGUUGAUGCGAUAUGAAUUACAUCUCACCAAUAAUUCCCAGUAUUUCACCGAAAAGCAUUGAAUAACAGCUAUUAGUAUGCUAGGAAUUGGAUAAGAAGGGCAUUAUUGUAUAUCUAAAAAAAAACUGUUGAUUGCUUAUUGUGAACAGCAUACUUUAUUACAUUAUGUUUAGGCUGUUUAAAUCAAAAGCUAAUAAGGCUGUUUGUUGCAUAUUUUGUUUAAAAUUUUAAUGUUUCACUGUCAUUUACCAUUGCUUGAGUUGCUAGAGAACGAUGUCGGAUAAAUUUUCAUAUUGUGUUCACUUUGUAGAUAGCUUUUAUUGUGAAAUAUUGAAAGUAUUUUUUCACCAUAGAUGUCAACUGGGCAUACAAUCAUUGUUUUUAGUGGCAGUGUAAAUGAGCAUGUUACUUUUAAUUGUCUGAUUUGUAUUUUUUUGCUAACCUUAGCAUAGAGUGCUGAAGGUGAGCUAUUGUGACCACCAUGUGUCGUUAUACCUAAUUUACAUAAAGCAUGGUCGGAAUGAGUGUUGUAAUGAAACCAAGGUCAGACGGAUACUAGGUUACUUGGGAAAAGAACUAGGUCGGUGAGCGAUACAGAGCCUACAUGGCCUUCUUAUUUGAUAAAUGAACAAAAUUUAAUAGUUAAAAAAAAAAGACAAAAGUGAAUAUAAAAUGUACAAAAUUGGUGACAUAAUGUACAUAAUGGUAAAUGCUGGAAGGUCAUCAAAACUAUAUUCCUGUUCUUAAAAUUUAAACGAUUAAAUUCUUAAAAGAUUUUGGCAGUCUCUGAUUACAUUGUCUUUUGUUCCCCUGACACACUUUGCAGGGGGUGGGGGGCCCCUUGCCAGAAUGAUUAAAGUUGUCGACUCUGAAUCACUCGCGUCUUACUGACGUCGGUUCAGAAUCUCAUUUGGGGUGUUGAAUUCUUCAUGUAAGGAAGCCAUUCAGUGUGAAUUUAAAAUGUUACUGGUUUCUUUCCAGUUGUGUAUUCAUACCUGUCUUCCUCCACCACCAUCAAAAGCUGGUGGAAAAUUAGUCAUUAAUUAUGUCUCCCACACAACUGUGCUGGAAGACAUAUUGAUUUACUCCUCUGUGUGUGUGUCCAUCCGUCUGUCACAAAUCUUGUCCACACAAGUCAAACAUUUCUCAUCCGAUCUUCACCAAUCUGGAACAAAAUGUGUUUGCUAAUAAGUCCACAGCCAAGUUCCAUUACCAGACAAAUAGGCCCAGGCACCCACUUUGGAAUUAUGGUCCUUGAAUUACUGAUAGGCCGUUUACACCAAAACUUACUCCAAAACUAUCAAAGGUAUAUUUUCUGUAAGUAGUAUAUGAAGACAGACUUACUAUUCAGAUGAUUAGGCAAGUGUGGAAGACGUGCGCUUUUCUCAAAAGCAGCUCUAGUUUUGCCAUUGUGACGCAAAGACUAAACAAAAAAUAUUUUAGUUUUAAAUGAAACUGUAAUAUGUAUUAACAGAAAGAACAGAACAUCAAGAAGGCAAAGUUUUUACGUUCCUGAAAAUCUGCCAUUCAUAUCACAUGGCAAACUUGUAUGGUAGGGUUUAUUUUUUACACCACCCCCUGCAUACCCCUGAUAAUGAGAAUUCUUAAAUUAAGUGUCCUGUUUACCUGGAUAUUGUCUUUAAAACUUUUAAAAAAACAUGAACUCAUUUACACAAUCAGUAACAAAUUUUACAAAAUUGAGACCUGAUUACCUAGCAUUUAUUAUUUAUCAAUUAAUUGAUAAGGGUUUAAAAUAGAUGUAUGUAGCCUGUUUGUGUGUUAAUAUAAUUUAAUCAUUACUCUAAAGAAUGUUAUUAGACCAAUACAUUAAACACUACAUACUUAGUUUAUGUUUAACUUGGUUAGUGAUAGGGGUUUUUAACUUGCAUAAAAUGUGGGUAAUUUAUUAUAUUAGAGAGAAUGACAUAUAUAUAUAUUUCUGUUUUUUUUUCUACUUUUGUCUGUUAAGGUCAGAGGCUAAUGCCACAUCUACCCUGAAACCUUUUGACACAAUUUUAACAAAAUUUAUGCUUUACCAGAUUUCAAAUUUUGCUCUCGAAGAGAAAAAUAUGGGAACAGUUUUUCAUAUCUUUUUUUGGUUAAGACAGUUUUAAUUUUAUUUUUGAGAUAUUUUGUUUCUGGCAUGCAUUUUAUUGAUGUACCGUAUUUACCCAUUUAUUAGAUGUUUUAAAAAUUAACUCUCUUAAUUAUGUCUCCCACCACACAGUUGUGUGGGAGACAAAAUUGAUUUACUCCUGUCUGUGUGUCUGUCUGUCACAAAACUUGUCCGCACUCUUAAGUCGAACAUUUCUCAUCCGAUCUUCACCAGACUUGAACAAAAUGUGUUUGCCAAUGUUCUCAUCCAAGUUCAAUAACUAGCCAAAUCAGCACAGGCACUUCGGAAUUAUGGCCCUUGAAACUUGUUUUUGAUAAUCAAAGCACUUAAAUUCUCUUAAGGCAGUAUAGGUCUUGGUGCAUGGUUGACUCAUAUACUACUAUUCAGAUGAUUUGGCAAUUGUGGGAGACAUGCGCUUUUCUCAAAAGCAGCUCUAGUUAUUUCAAAAAUGGCUCUUGUCAAUAACAUAGACUUGCUUACUAUAUGAGGCAACACAUUAGGUCUGACUUUUAAUGCGGGAAUCAUCGUCUUGUAGGCGAGUAAAUACGGUAAUGUAAAAGUAUGUUGUAGGCCUCUGUACAUAUACGCAUGUCAUAUAUUAAAUGAUACAUAUUAUUUAUUUUUUCACCUUUUGAGUCUUAUAUUCACUUUUAGUUGCUGCAAAAUGAAAACAUUUGUUUUAAUUUAUAUUUAUAGAGAAUCUGCGAUAUUAGCUUCGUAUGAAGAAAUAUGCAGGAGUUCCACAAAAGAAUUAGUGCGAAUUUCUGAAUGUAAAGCUUUUAAAUAAUCUUUUUAUGCCCCCGAAGGGAGGCAUAUAGUUUUUGAACCGUCUGUCGGUCUGUCGGUCUGUCAGUCGGUCUGUCAGUCUGUCCGCAAUUUUCGUGUCCGGUCCAUAUCUUUGUCAUCGAUGGAUGGAUUUUCAAAUAACUUGGCAUGAAUGUGUACCACAGUAAGAUGACAUGUCUUGCGCAAGACCCAGGCCCGUAGCUCAAAGGUCAAGGUCACACUUAGACAUUAAAGGAUAGUGCAUUGAUGGGCGUGUCCGGUCCAUAUCUUUGUCAUCGAUGGAUGGAUUUUCAAGUAACUUGGCAUGAAUGUGUACCACAGUAAGACAACAUGUCGCGCGCAAGACCCAGGUCCGUAGCUCAAAGGUCAAGGUGACACUUAGACGUUAAAGGAUAGUGCAUUGAUGGGCGUGUCCAGUCCAUAUCUUUGUCAUCAAUGGAUGGAUUUUCAAAUAACUUGGCAUGAAUGUGUACCACAGUAAGACGACGUGUCACACGCAAGACCCAGGUCCGUAGCUCAAAGGUCAAGGUCACACUUAGACAUAAAAGAUCAUUUUUCAUGAUAGUGCAUUGAUGGGCGUGUCCGGUCCAUAUCAUUGUCAUUCAUGCAUGGAUUUUAAAAUAACUACGCAUGAAUGUGUGACACAGUUAGAUGACGUGUCGCGCGCAAGACCCAGCUCCGUAGGUCAAAGGUCCUAAACUCUAACAUCGGCCAUAACUGUUCAUUCAAAGUGCCAUCGGGGGCAUGUGUCAUCCUAUGGAGACAGCUCUUGUUAUUGCAUAUGUUUCUACUCUUAUUUAGAUUAUAUAAAUGAUAGAAAGUUGUUCUGUCGCCUUCAUAGAAUUGAAAAUAUCCUUGUUGAUGAAAUUUUAAUGCUAAAGUACACAUUUAAAGAACGUCACAAAUGACGUCUGAGAGCCAAUAUGAAAUUCAGAUAUCAGCAUGGAAAGAUAUAGACAUGUUAUUACCAGCAUUGUCCAAGUUGGUAAUUUUUAGUAUAAUACUAAAAAAGUGAACCCCUAAUCAUUAACAGAAAUUUCUGUUUGAUAACAUAUUCUCAGUGUUCACUGUAUACUAUUUUUGUCAUUUCUUGGUUUGUUAUGGAAAGAGGCUGUUUGCUGAAAUCAGUUUGGGAGUUUAUGUAAUUGCUCAGAAAUUGCUGAGUGCCAUCGCCUUAAAUAAUACAAUCUGACUAAAGUACUUGAUCUUCUAAACGAAGAUCUGAGAACGGCCUAUUCACAUUCGUCUUCUGUAUAUUUUGGAUUUCCAUUAUUGCUAUUUUUAUGUUAUCCAAUCAGACGACUUGUUCGAUUGUCAAAGGAUAAGAAAAAUAUGCGGUUAUUCCAGGACUCGAACCCGGGACCCCUCGCUUAUAAAGCAAGUGGCCUACCGACUGAGCUAACCGGCUAUCUAAUACAUUACGACAUAAGAAUUGUAAAUAUCAAAAGUCAAUGCUACAUGUAGAUUUGCAAGAUGUUGUAAGCUAGGCUCUGAUUGGCUAGCGAAAGACCCGUCAGAACGAGGCAAUGAAUAGGUCGUUUUCAGAUCCUAUGCGUAGCGUAAUAGGAUAUGUACUUUAGUCAGAUUGUUAAAUAAUGUUAAGUUUUUUUUUUCUAUUUUUCUCAUCAGAUGUUUGUUGUGUGACUAACACUGCUGAGUACCACAGACCAAACAAGUGUAUAAUUAUGUGGAACUUAAUACUGCCUAGGACCUCUGUAGCCAAGUGGUUAAGGCCACUGGCUUCGAAUCACUUGCUUCUCUCCACUAUGGGUUCAAAAUGAUUGAGGGAUAGAGUUCUUUCAUGUGAGGAAGUCAUCCAGCUGGCUUACUUCAGGUCAUUGUAUCUACCAAGGUGUCUGUCCGUGCCUGAAAGUAUGGUUGGAGCUGCGCUUCAAAAAAGUUCAAAUAAAACUGAGCACAUGCCUCUUUAAGUUUUUAACAGAUUGUCUUUAUGAAUAUGAUCAGUGAAGUCACAAAUAUACCUCUGUAUAUUUAAUGUUACUGUAGAUUCUGUAAUAUUCAUGAUCAUUUUAUUUUUGCUAAUAUUGACAAACAGAGUGACACACAAAUUCAGAACACAUGUGAAUGCUAAGAAUUUUAACUGCAAAAGUACAAUUGAGAAUGUGAAUUCUUACCAACACAGAUGAGCUUGUUGUCUUUCAAAAACACAAAACAAAAGUGGCAUGAAAUUUAACCAAUGUAUAGUAUAAAAUGGGAAUGAGUACAUUAGUUAAAACACACUAUCCACCUUCAUCUACAACAUGACCCCAUUUGCGCAUGCCCUUGUCAUCAAAUAUGACAGCUUUUUAGUUGUGACAAGUUUUUGAAUUAGCAACUCAAAUUUUAACGGGAAAGGUCCUAAUUCACAGGUACAUAUUUUUCUAAAACAACUGUAAGCAAAAAAGUGGCAGACUUAUUUGUCUUUUAGAAUCCAGAGAAUUCUUAAGCCAUAUACUGUAUUUUAGGUAUUCAAGUGACUAGGACAUGUCUGAAUUAAAGGACUGUUAUUGCUUUGACUGUUUGAUUAAAAGUCAAAAGUAGGAGCAGGUCUCCAUGACUAUUGAUUGCUUGUUUCAUCCAUGCUCUUGCUUUCUUUCAGACAUAAAACUUAUGUAGUAUAAAUUGCAGACAGAUUUUGAAAUUAAAAGUAAAGUGGUAACAUGCCUAGAUAGAAUAUUAGGUAGUUUUUAUGCUACUCUUUUAAAACACGAUUUUAAAUUUUGAGAUUGUUUGCUAAACUAUAAAGAACUUGGAUUUAAAAGGAAAUAUGUGAGAAUUUUGCUAGGAUUCAUUUUUGCUAAACUAUAAAAUCAAGGUAAUAAAAGAACUUGGAUUAAAAAGGGAAAUGUGUGUGAAUUUUCAAAAAUGUUUGCUAGCAUUCAUUUUAUUUAACUUCCUGAAAACAGAAAAUUGAAAGAAUAAGAAUUUAACCUCCAAUAAUAGACUUGAAAACAAAAUACUACAAUUUCAGUAAGAUUUUAGAUGAAAAUAAUUUAGAAUUAUCAAAUGCAGAAACUGUACAGUUUUCAUGUACUUAUGUACAUAGCAUAUUUGCUCUUUUACUGCAUUUUCUCUCAUUGAUGAGCGAUAGUAGAAGCCAUAUCUUAAGCAAAUAUGGAAAUGCUUAUAAAAGGCAGUUGUUACUGUUUUAUUAAUUACGUGGGAUUAUGUAUAAUUAAGGGAUAUUUGCUUUCAAGAGCUGCAUGUUUUUGUUAGUUAUAAUGCUUUCAUGUAAAUAUAAUUGUACAUAUAUGCAGUAAAAACUAAAUAAAUGUGUGAAAUACCA